CGAAAGCUACCAAGGCAGAGCGAACCCUGAGACACAACACAGCAGCCACAGCACAAGGCAGACUGGCACCAAAAUGGCCACCACGGUGACAGAAUCCCAGGGGGUGAAGCUGGUCACAGAGGUUGUCUCACAGACCGACUCCCGGGCUGCUCAGCUGGCCUCAGUGGUACCACAGCCCACCUCAGCCCAGGUCAAAGGCUUCCGGAAGGCACAGCCCAAGGCACUGGGGUCCAUACAGAUCAUGUCCGGAUUCACGCACAUCUCCUUUGGGAUUGCCUUGGUGAUAAUACAAUCCUCAACCCCAGCCCUUACUGUAGCCAGCGGAGUCUACUUCUGGAUCGGCUUCCUGCUUGUGUCCUCGGGGUCCGUGCUGGUGGAGGCUCAGAGAAGAGAAGGCAUGUGGCUGGUGAAAGUCUGCUGCAUUAUCAGCAGCAUAGUCAUCGUGGCCACCCUGAUGGCCGUGAUCAUCCACGGCGUGGAGAUCGGCCAAGCCAUUCCAUGGUGCGACACGUUCAAGAACGACGACGGGACCGUGAUGAGGUGCUCCAAAUCUGCCUACAUUCUGAGCCACGGACUUAACUCGAUGUUCAUCCUGCUUUGCCUGCUGGAGCUGUGCACGGCCGUCACCGCUCUGGUGUACGGCUACAAGGCCAUGAAACAACAGGACUACACGCAGAUGGUGCUGUGAUGGAGCAGAGGCCAGCUUCACUCUUCCCACCGCCCAGGGGCACUGAGAACAUGAUGGAGACAUCCUGCAUUGGAGACCCAGCAACAUGGACCCUUGGCCACUUCUUCAGCUUCCCAGGCAGGAUGGAGAAUGGAGCAAACUCUGAGCCCCAACAUCUCCUGCAGUCCACCCCUUUUCCCAGUCUCCUGUGUGGUAGGAGUGAAGGAUAGGCAAACACCACUAUCCCUGAGCCCCACAACUGACAGAUGAGAGCGGCUUUAACACUCAAAGGGUACGUCUAAACUACAUGCCUCUGUCGGCAGAGGCAUGUAGAUUUGUUUGUUCAGCAAAGCUAAAUGAAGCCGCGAUUUAAAU
Pelodiscus sinensis (Chinese soft-shelled turtle) is the source of this 1042-nucleotide messenger RNA. NCBI's taxonomy places the organism in Eukaryota, Metazoa, Chordata, Testudines, Trionychidae. The record is from RefSeq and is a predicted model, not a curated record.